AGGCACAAUAUUUAUACAAUCUACUGGUUUCGACAAAAGUUCCAAAGUAAUUCAAGGGGGGAAAGAAAAGUCUCUUUAAGAAACGUUGGAACAACUUGAUAUCCAUUUGGAUAAAUACAAGCUGGCUUCCAGCAUACACCAAUCACAAGAAACGAAUUUGAAAUAGAUCAUAGUAUUAAUGUAAAAGUUACAAUGAUAUAACUUCUAAAAAAAAGAUAGAUGAUGUAGCAGGCUGCCUGUAACCCAUCAUUCUUUACAGUCAUACUUGCCAUGGGACAGACAUUGCAACUCUUUUUCCACCAGCUUCAGCACCUCUGCGACUAACAAGCCCAUGCGUCUUGAAGCUACAUAAAUGGACUCAAGCCCAAGGGUUACUCCUGUGCAGUAGCCAGGGCUAGGUAAGGAGGAGAACCCACCUUUCUCCAGGGAGACCCUUCAGGAGACCAGAAAAAUGGCCUUGGGACUCUUGAGAACCAGGAGAGAAGAGGCAUUUGUGUCAUUUCCUGACGUGGCUGUGGACUUCACCCAGGAAGAGUGGCAGCUGUUGAACCAUGCUGAAAGGACCCUGUACAGGGAUGUGAUGCUGGAAAACUACAGCAACCUGUUCUCCUUGGGAAUUCCAUUUUCCAAACCAACACUUGUCUUUCUGCUAGAGCAGGGGGAAGAGCCCUGGAGAGAGGAGAGAGAACACCUACCCAGUUGCUGUUCAGCAGAUCCAAAGCCAGAAACUCAACCUUAUUCCUCCUGUCCUCUGGACUUCUGCAGUCAGCGGUUAUGUCAGCAGGUGCUACAUGACCAUCGCCUUUCAAGCAGCCCAGGCAUGUUUGCAGGAACUCUCCGAAUAGCGGAUCUCUGCCCAGCAUAUUGGAAACAGCAGCGACAGCCACUCUCUCAUGAAAGAUUCUGGAGUGACAGAGUGGAAGGUGAAGACAGCGAAGCAGGCUCUAAAUCAUUGUAUGGGAGGACAAUGGAGAGGGUUACUUCAAGAACUUUCUCCGGCUCACCUGGAGGACAGCUCAUAAGCUCAAGGGAAGGAAAGACAGUGGUGGAAAUAAAGUUCAAUUCAGCUGAGACGGCAAACCCUUCAGAGACAGGCAAAGUAUUGAAGUGGGUAGAAAUUUCAGGAUUUGAAGUAGUCAGUAGUGGAAAUUGUGGGCUAGGUUUUAACCAGAGGUCAGCCCUUUUCGUUCAUCAGAGGGCCCACUCAGGAGGAAAGCCUUAUUUUUGCAGUGAGUGUGGCCGAAGCUUUAGCUAUAAAUCAGCUCUCAUCACACACAAGAGAACACACACUGGGGAGAAGCCUUAUCUCUGCACAGAGUGUGGGCAAGCCUUUAGCCAGAAGUCAAACCUAGUCACACACAAGAUGGCACACUCUGGGGAGAAGCCUUUCUCAUGUGAGGAAUGUGGGCGAAGCUUUAGCCAGAAGUCAACUCUCAUCAGACACCUUAGGACACACUCGAGGGAGAAGCCCUUUGUGUGCCAGGAGUGCGGAAGAGGCUUUAGGGAUAAGUCAAACCUUAUCACACACCAGAGGACCCACUCGUGGGAGAAGCCUUAUGUAUGCAGAGACUGUGGGAGGCUUUUUAGAGACAAAUCAACUCUCAGCAAACACCAAAGGAUUCAUUCAGGGGAGAAUCCUCAUUGGUGCAAUGAAUGUGGCCGGAGCUUUAGUCAGAAGUCAUACCUCAUUAAACACAAGAGGACACAUUCAGGAGAGAAGCCUUUUGUAUGUCGGGAGUGUGGGCGAGGCUUUAGUGAUAAAUCAAACCUCACCACACAUCAGAGGAUACAUUCAGGGGAGAACCCCUAUAUGUGUGCAGAGUGUGGACGACGGUUUAGUGUUAAGUCAGCUCUCAUUACACACCAGAGGACACACUCAGGAGAGAAGCCUUACGUGUGCAAAGAAUGUGGGCGAGGCUUUAGACAUAAGUCGACUCUCAUUGCACACCAGAGGACACACUCAGGAGAGAAGCCUUUUGUGUGUAGGGAAUGUGGACGAGGCUUUAGACAGAAGUCACACCUCAUCAGUCAUCAGAGGACACACUCUGGGGAGAAGGCUUACGUUUGUACCGAGUGUGGACAAGGUUUCAGCCAGAAAGCAAAUCUAGUCAGGCACAAGAUGGCCCACUCAAGGGAAAAGCCGUUUGUGUGCAGGGAGUGUGGGCGAGGCUUUAGCCAGAAGUCUGCUCUUAUAAGACAUCAGAGGACACAUUCUGGAGAGAAGCCUUAUGCAUGCAGGGAAUGUGAGCGGGGCUUUAGUGACAAGUCAACCCUAAGCACACAUCAGAGGACACACUCGGGGCCGCCUUAUAUCUGCAGUAAGUGUGAGGAAGGCUUUAGGUUGAAAUCACUCCUUAUUAGACACCAGAGGACACACUUGCUAUAGAGAAAACCUGUGCCCAGGGAGUGUAAGUGAGACUUAAGCAAGAAAUCCCAUUGCAUCACCGAAGAAAAGACAACUUUAGGGGAAACUGCAUAUGUUCAAGGGGUGAACUCAGAGAUACUAACUCUCAUCAAAGGACAGAAGAAAACGUACAUGUCUGAAGCACUAGUUCUCAGCUAGAAGCAGUUUUACCCUAGGUGACAUUGGGUGAUGUCUAGAGCCAUUUUUGUUGUCACAAUGAGAAGGCUGUCACUGGCAUCUAGUGUAUAGAAGUCAAGGAUGCUGCUAAACAUCCUAUGAUGCACAGCACAGGACGGCCCCCCCCCCCGCCACGACACACACACAUACAAUAAAGAAUUAUCUGACUAUGACACUUGGACCCCUCUAAGGCUAGCUUUGGCUCCAGGACCCCCUACCACCCACCAUAGGCUUGGUGGACAUUUCUCAGACCGUACUGCAGCUGAGAGCCUUCCUACCCAGCCAUCCUUGCUUCUCCCUCUCCUUCACAUUUACACCCAGUGCCACUCCCUGCAUUCUCUGACUUCCUUUCCAUUUUUCUCAGAUACGAUUUUCCCAAUAAUCUCGUACACAUCUAUGCUUACCUUCUUUCUCAGAUGACUACAACACUUACAGAGAGCAAAUGGUAACUUCAUGAAGAGUCAAAUGAGUGACUAAAAGAAAAAACAAAAAUGACAUUAGAAGGAAGCCAUUGCUUUGAAAGUUAUU
This is a messenger RNA of Rhinolophus ferrumequinum (greater horseshoe bat), 3109 nucleotides long. RefSeq names its product zinc finger protein 133-like. The record is from RefSeq and is a predicted model, not a curated record. NCBI's taxonomy places the organism in Eukaryota, Metazoa, Chordata, Mammalia, Chiroptera, Rhinolophidae. Gene Ontology annotation, biological process: regulation of transcription by RNA polymerase II. Gene Ontology annotation, molecular function: DNA-binding transcription factor activity; RNA polymerase II cis-regulatory region sequence-specific DNA binding.